Messenger RNA from Gambusia affinis (western mosquitofish), 893 nucleotides. Its product is annotated as protein phosphatase 1 regulatory subunit 12B-like. Gene Ontology annotation, cellular component: cytoplasm. Gene Ontology annotation, molecular function: phosphatase regulator activity; protein kinase binding; enzyme inhibitor activity. The coding region runs from base 170 to 718 and encodes 182 amino acids. Lineage: Eukaryota; Metazoa; Chordata; Actinopteri; Cyprinodontiformes; Poeciliidae. The record is from RefSeq and is a predicted model, not a curated record. The transcript is spliced from 7 exons.
GAUCACACUGGCCUUCUUCAAACUGAGACUGUCUCACCUGAAUCCCAUCUCGGACAGGGUGCUUUUUAUAACUUGUAAUAUAUAUAUUUUUUUCUUUGUUUUGGAAUUUGGUACCAGAGUACAACUGUAUGCAGUGGUGGUACAACUGUAUCCCAGCAGUGCAAGAACAAUGUCAUCUCUACUUUCUCAAAACAAAGAUGAGCCGUUCAUCAGAAAAUCGUUGUCUGACUCUUGUCCAGCUUCAUCUGCUGCCAACACCAGAAGCCUGAGGCAUGAAAGGCUGUCUAGAUUAGACUCCUCUAGCUCAUCUGACGUCUCCAAUGACACAUCAACAAACCAUGCAGAGUCCUACUUUUUACGAAGGGAGAACAGACUGUCUGCAAAGAAGAAGGCAGAAGAAGAGAAGAUGAACAGUGACUAUAAAAAGAUGUAUGAAAAGGCACUGGCAACAAAUCAAAGGCUCAAGUCCCGACUAGAGACCAGCAAACAAGACCUGGCUGCAGUUCAGGACCAGCUGCACACUGCACAGAAGGGAAAACCAGAUGAGUGUACUUCAAAAAUGCUCGAAGCAGAGAAAAAGGAAAGUUGGAGCCUUAAAAAGAGGAUAUCAGAUAUGGAAGAACAAUUAAAGGUGAAAGCUGAGCUGAAGCUAGAGAACCAGAGGCUGAAGGAUGAGAAUGGGGCUUUAAUCCGUGUCAUUACUAAACUCUCCAAGUAAAACAGGAAGCAGGAGGGGGAGAGGAAGGGGGCACACAUAAAAAGCUAUUUUUAAAUCCAGUAAAGGAAUAAACUGACCUCUGAAAUAACGUCUGAAAGGACUGUGGUCCUGCUGAUGUUCUCUAAACGUAAGGUUUCUUGUACAUUUUUGUUGUGUAAAAUAUUAAUAAAAGGUG